Messenger RNA from Neltuma alba, 602 nucleotides. RefSeq lists its product as uncharacterized. The transcript is spliced from 2 exons. The coding region runs from base 247 to 570 and encodes 107 amino acids. Lineage: Eukaryota; Viridiplantae; Streptophyta; Magnoliopsida; Fabales; Fabaceae. The record is from RefSeq and is a predicted model, not a curated record.
CUUAUGUUAUAUAGAUAUCUAACAAUCUCCCUAAUCUACCAUUCAAGUCAACCCUACUCAGAUUCUUCGGCCAAAUAUUGCCAUUCUCUCUUUCAGGCUCUUGUUCUUCUCAUGGGAAAAUAAAUAGACUUGUUCGGAGAUUCCGAUUUGGGAAUCGGCCGCCGCCCAAGUAGUCCACACAUUUUGCGCUAACUUUUCGCGACGUUUCUCUCCUCAUCUCCGUGUUGAUCGCAUCGCUGUUCAGAAAUGCUGCAACUUCUGUUCGCUGUUGCCUUUUCCGCCGUGCCUCUCACCAUCUACGUCCCUCCGAUCCGAAACUUCAAUCUCUUCGUUCGGACCAUCGAGGACUUCUUGCGAGAGACCACCACCUACACCAUUAGAGCUUAUCCUCGCGUGAGAUUCGCUCUCUCGCGCAUCUUCAAUUCCCUCGUCCGCACAACCAGAGUUGACUCUCGUUUCUGUAACGAUCAUUGUUGGAAAAUCUCAGUGGUUUUCACUUUUCAGAGAGAGAUCUCGUCGAUGUUUUUUUGUAAUGCUGCUCAAUUCCAUGUAUUCUUGUGCCGGUAUUAAAAAAAUCGAAUAAAGGUUCAGGACUGAUUCGA